UCUUUUCGAUCUCCCUCUCUCUCUCUCUCUCCUGUUCUUACCUUGAUUGAACUUUUUACAAUUAUGAAAUUAGUUUAGGUUUCUUGAUUUACAUAGAUAGGUAGGUAUCUCUGGAGUUUCAGUGAAUGAGUAAUGCUUGACAUGCGUAUUGAUUUAUGAACCUCUUCCGCAGACAUUGAUGUCUUUCUUUCAAAGAUUUGAAUUUGUUUUGUAAUCUGUUAGCCUUAGGGGUUAGACGUGGUGACUGUCAUAAUGUAUUGAGAAAUAGCACAAUAGAUUCUUUUCUUAGUUGAUGGUUUCAAUCUUUGUGCAUUCACUUGUUUGCAUGCUCAUAAUAGUGCAGACACCGACACUCUUCUUACAACAAUCAAGAUGUGAGCUUUCUGCAUUUACUAGUUGAGAGUAAGUCUCCUACGGUGGAUAGAAGAAAUACUCACAAUAUGAUUAUGGAACCAAUAUGUCUUGUGUGUUUUUAGCUCUCCAUGCUGUUGGUGCACUACUUCCUUGUUCACAACUCACUUUUAUUUUUGGUCCAUUGGACAAGGAUAAAGAGGCAGACAAAGAUGCUGAAUUCAAGGUCAACUGGAAGCGAGUAGCUAUCACGAGCAUGUUUGGGCUUGGUUUUGUCGGACCUGUUGGCCACUUCUGGUACGAAGGGUUGGAUAAAUUCAUAAAGCUGAAGCUUCGAUAUGUACCAAAGUCAACACGUUUUGUAGCAGCCAAAGUUGCAAUGGAUGGUCUUAUCUUCGGCCCCAUAGAUCUGCUCGUAUUCUUCACAUACAUGGGUUACGCCACGGGCAAGAACACAUCUGAAGUGAAAGAAGGACUCAAGAGGGAUUUUCUUCCGGCUCUAGCUCUUGAGGGAGGAGCAUGGCCGCUUCUUCAGAUCGCUAACUUCAGAUACGUUCCCGUGCAGUACCAGCUUCUUUACGUCAACAUCUUUUGCCUUAUAGACAGCGCUUUUCUCUCGUGGGUCGACCAACAGAAGGAUGCAGCUUGGAAGCAAUGGUUCACUACUCCGUUUCUAACGCUUAAAGAACGAGGUGGCACUGAUGGAGUAUGAUUCGUUUUUCCAUCUCAACUGAAAACAAAACUGAGUGUAAUUGCGAUUCUCAACAACCAAAGUUGCCACACAGAUUCUUGAAUCAAAAAUAUUAUUUCGUUUUCUAAAGAA
Brassica rapa (field mustard) is the source of this 1174-nucleotide messenger RNA. RefSeq names its product PXMP2/4 family protein 2. Gene Ontology annotation, cellular component: membrane; cytoplasm. NCBI's taxonomy places the organism in Eukaryota, Viridiplantae, Streptophyta, Magnoliopsida, Brassicales, Brassicaceae. The record is from RefSeq and is a predicted model, not a curated record.